GUGGUAGGAUAUCGCUUGCUUCAUUACGAUAUUAUUCAUUGUGCGUCGAUUUCUGUUUGUCAAGCAUUUUUUUUUUUUUUUUGUGUUUUAUGUAGUUGCAACAGGCGAUAGUGGAAUAGGAAAAUAACAAAAUUUAACCUACUCUGAAGACUAUUCCUGCAAUAAGUUCCAUAGAAUGAACGACCCAGUUUUAUACGCCAAAUCGAAUUCCUUCCAGAAGGUGACCACACAAAAGAUUCUAAGCGAAUAUUCGCAUCUGUUUCAAUGGCGCGAAGACGGUUCAAUGUUGGACAUUGGUUGUGGAACAGGCGAUGCAACCAUCGAAUCAAUUUUACCACUGCUCCCAACAAAAUCUAAUCGUUUAAUCGGUUGCGAUAUCUCUAACGAAAUGAUUGACUAUGCACGGAAACAUAACAGCCAUCCGAAUGUAGCGUUCCAACAGCUUGAUAUCGGUGGCAAUAUCGAUGAUUUUCUAACGAAAUUUGGUCCAUUUGAUCAUGCGGCAUCGUUCUUUUGUUUGCAUUGGGUACAAAAUCAAAAUGCAGCCAUGGAAAACAUUAGUAAAUUAUUAACAGCAGAUGGUGACUGCCUGUUGGUGUUCAUAACGUGGUCACAUAACUUCCAUGUUUUCUUAGAGAUGUCAAAAUCACCUAAAUGGUCACAGUACAUGAAAGAUGUCUCACAAUUCAUAUCACCGUAUCAAGAAUCUAUUAGUCCAGCAGAUGAUUUACGUGUAAUGUUACAGACCGUUGGUUUUACUGACUGUGUUAUUCAAGCACGAGAAUCGAGACACUUGUACGAUAAUUACGACGAAUUUGCUAACUUUGUCAGUUCGAUCAAUCCAUUUGUGAACAGAAUACCGGCUAGUGAGCAACAAUAUUUUGUCGCUGACCUUGCGAGACGUACAAUGAUAAAGAACAAGGCAACUUAUGGCAUUGAAUAUGUGGAUGCACCGAAAAUCUUAGUCGCUUAUGCCAAAAAAUAAAUGUCGAUUUGCGAGUUAAUGGAUAAUCAAAUCGAAUCAUUUUUUUCACUUAAAUUGACGAUUACGUAUGUAAGAACAAAUUGAAGACAAAUGCGAACUCGAUAAUAAAAUUGUAUAAAGAUUCUGC
Messenger RNA from Bradysia coprophila, 1112 nucleotides. Its product is annotated as juvenile hormone acid O-methyltransferase-like. The record is from RefSeq and is a predicted model, not a curated record. NCBI's taxonomy places the organism in Eukaryota, Metazoa, Arthropoda, Insecta, Diptera, Sciaridae.